AUGGAGUCGCACAGUCUAGAGAGAGCAUCACAGUAUCUCAAUAACAUUCUACUCGCGCGGGGCCUCCUUACCAAUGGCAAACCCAUCGACUUUGCCCGCCCCAACCGCCAUGGUUCCAACACUGAUGCGACCAUGUCCCGUGUCAUCAACCUCGUCCAUGACCUCGUCCUACGGCGCGACCAGGACGCCGAGCAACGAGAAAUCCUCACCACGCACAUCCGCCAAGCACGCGCAGCCGAUUCCCAGCGCGCCAUUGACCUCCAGAGGCUACAGGACAAGAACACCGAGUUGGCUCGAGCUGCAGCCGCAGCUGAAUCACAAGAGCGGGUCUUGAAAGCUCACAUGCGCCAGGCGGAUGCUCAAGCCAAGGAGCUUAAGGAGCAGAUGCUGAGGAUGAAGUCUACUCUGGACCAAGUCCGAGCGAAAUGCCUAAGUGACGUGCGCAAACGAGACGCCGAACUGGACAAACUGAAGGCCCAUCUGGCGGGCAUGCAGCGCGGUAAGAAAGAGUCGAGUGGCAUGAAGAUCAACACGAUAAACUGGGAGCCAGCAACCGGCGGUCGCGAAAGACGCAACGGGCAGGCCGUGGACAGAUCGGAAUGGAGCUUGGAGCAGGAGAGCAACGACUUCCUUGCCGCCCUCGUCAAUGAGAUGAGCACGGAAAACGUUUCGCUGAGACGAAUCAUCACAGAUACUGCGGAGGUGCUGCGCGAGUUGACAGGGCUGGAGGGGCAACAGCCCGGUGCUGAAGAGCCAGAACAGGAUACGGAGGAGGAUGGCAUAGGCAUACCGGGUCAAUACCGCAAAGCCAGGCAGAAGGCUGCUCGAGCACAACAACAAGCUCAAGCCGAAGCCGAAGCCCAGGACCUCACAUCCUGCAACGAGCUGGAACAGCAAAUGGCAGGUAUUCUGGAGCACUGCCGGUCUAUCCUCAAGGACCCCUCAUUCGUUCCCAUCGAAGAAGUCCAGAUUCGUGACGAAGAAAUCAGCAAGCUACGUGUGGGGUGGGAGAAGAUGGCAAGCAGGUGGAAGGAGGCCGUCACUAUGAUGGACAACUGGCGCAAGCGCGUGGACGAGAAUGGACAAGAGUUCUCGAAGGAGGAUCUUUCGAGGUUGGAGUUUGGCAAAAGUAUUUCUUUGCUGCCUAACGGACAGCCUGUUUUUGGCCAAGAUGAGGAACCGUCGUCAAUAUUUUACGAAAUCAGCAGACUGGAAGAAGGAUCAGACGAAGAAGACCUGGACCAACAACUCCCGGCGGACGAUCGAGGAGGUGUGCAAUACCCCAGACUGCCGGAUAACGAUAAAACAGGCAUACAGUCUCAUCAUCGGGAUCCAGACAUCCCUCCCGCGGAAGGUCGCUCACCCAAACGCCGCGCAUCUCUGGCUCGAAAAGCAGGACUUAACCUAGGGAAGCCCGUACGACCGCUGCAGCCUGUUGGCCUGAGCGGUCUCAACAGGUCGCCCGGCCACGGCGUGGCCUUGACAAGCACAAAUUCGUCAUCAAAGCAAGGCACGCAGCCGGGUCUGGGAAGCUCGGACAGCGCUAUAGAAAUGGACGGAGACCGGCCAGAUGAGGAUGACGACGACGACGAUGUAUGGCUUGACGAGAAUUUGACCAAGCCCCGGAUUCCGAGGAAGAUGAAGCAACGAGAACCCCCACUGUCCGUAUCUGAGAAGCUCGCAGCGGUCGAGGCCGAAGCCCUGCAAGCCCAGAGGCAACCAUCAUCCGCUCACAUGGAGCCUGGCCGGAAAAGAAAACACGCAAAUGCCAACGGCGUGAAAACAAGGAAAGCAUCAAGAAGACGGAGCACACUCAGCCCUGAGGAAUUGGCUGAGCUGAUGGGUAUUGAAUAG
Molecule: messenger RNA, 1854 nt
Organism: Cladophialophora carrionii CBS 160.54
Lineage: Eukaryota; Fungi; Ascomycota; Eurotiomycetes; Chaetothyriales; Herpotrichiellaceae
Exons: 2
Coding region: 1-1854 (617 amino acids)
Source: RefSeq, a predicted model, not a curated record